GAUACCACUGCUGUUCUGGCUACAAGUGCAGAGCACAGCACUGUAUGGGUUGCUGCAGGGAAAGUUAACAUCCCAGCCAGACCCAGUACAACCUCAUUGCAGCCUUCCAAUGAAUCUCUUUUGUACUGUUAACUUGGGAAUGAAGAACUCAAGAGAAAAGUCUCUUUAAAGUUUUCCUCCCCAGUAAGCUUGCCAUUUUCAAAAAAAUGAAAAAAUGUUUGAAGAACUAAGAAAAUAUAUUUUGAUGCUUUAUGCGUUCCAGAUACCUUCUGACUGAAGAAAGCAAACAAACAAACAAACAAACAAACAAAAAAAACAUAAAUAGGAAAUGAGUAGCAAAACGUCUUUUUUGUUUCUUGUUUAUUUAUUUAUUUAUUUAGUUUUCCCCUUUAACAUUUUGAAGGCAAUCAGAAAUUAUGAAGAUAAGCCUUGAAAGCCCGUAAGUGGUGAACAAGCAGCAAAACUUAUGUUUUGCCUAGAGAGCUUUCCCAAAGUGUCACUCAGAAGAUGCAGUAGAAAGACACAACUUGGAUGAAAUGUGCUGUGAAAAUGUCCCAGAGCAAAAUCUUGAGUUAUUUUUAUGUACUUCAAAAUGAUUUUCUUUUUCACAAUAGAAUUUCAUUUUACAGUUACUGAGCUGCUACAUUUGAGCUUUUUUUCAGAAAGCAUGGUUUGGUUAGCUGAAAUGUCUGUAGUGUUUCUGGUGAAUUCUGGAUGCAGUUUUUUCAAAAGGAUUUUUCCUCUUACUGACAGGCUGUAGAUGUGUCAUCAGCCUUGCAGUAGUAGCUAGGGUGUUCUAUGGAGUGUCUCCACCCAUGGCAUUACUCCCCAGAGAUGCUUGGUAAAGACUGAAUUCAAUGUUUGGUACAGUUCCACCUUUGUCUGCCUGUCUUCAUAAAAGUCAAGACUGACCAAAAGGUAGUUGAAUCUAGAAGGGUUUCUAUCUAAUGAGAUGUUGUAGUCAAUGUAGGAGAUUGUUAAUAAUGCUCUAACUACAGAGUAAAGGACGUAUCUAAUCUAAGGACCUGAGCACAGACUGAAACCUCAUCAGUACCUAAUGUGUUUGUAGAUUGGAAAAGGUCUGAAGCACAUACUCAAUAUUAUGUGUAGUGGUUCAUACGUAAGUGAGUAGAUAAAUACUAUAUGAAUCUGCUUUAUUAUGUGUAUGGAAAAUUGAGAUUAUUCUUAUGAAUUGCAUUAUGCCUAAUCAACUUGUAAUAAUAGUUUAUUCACUAUGAAUUCCAUUCCUGAGGCAGGAAUUUUAUCUUUAUGCACAGUAUUUAACAAGAAAUUAUAUGACUGCUGUUGAAUCUGUGUGGAAGUUUGUAUCCUGCCAUAGCAAAGCAUUUUGAAAGUGUUAUGUGUUAUCUUGAUGUAUUUGAACAGGACCAUGUAUAUGAGUAUUUUGAAAUCAUUAUUUAAAAAAAAAAUCAUGAGUGCAAUAAGUACUGUUGAUUGUGCAUAUUAAUUCUUUCAGUGAAUAGUAGGUCUUUGCUGUCUGAGUUCAUACGUGUAAGUUUAUGUAUUGUUUUUUAGCAUGCAUUAGUUUGAAUGAUACCUAUUAUAUCUACUUAUGCAAUUUUUUACACAUAUCCUUAUGAAAAGAUACAUAUCCUUAUAUGAAAGUGUGAAGAGUGGCUGUCUACAUGACCAUUUGCAAUUAAUUCUGUAUCUGUCUAUGUGAAGUUCAUGAAAUACAUGUUAAAAAAUCUGUCUUGGGACAAAUAGAGAGCAGGAUGUAAGGAAAGGAGGUAGAAUGGAAGGUCAGAUCAGUAGUGACUUUGAUGCUGCUCCAAAAUGUUUAUUUGAGAAACACAAUCUUUAAAAAGAACACCUUCACUACUUAAAAUUAUCACAUUCUGAUAUUGAUUACUUCCUUAACAGACAAAUCCUGUCUUUUUCCAAAAGAUGGUAAAUGACACAGCAGUACUGGAAUUCAGGCUACUGGGUUUCAGUGGCAACCCACAGUACCAGAUCCUGCUAUUCAUAGUGUUCUUGGUUAUUUAUAUUCUCACCAUUUUAGGAAACGUCAUUAUUAUUUCAGUAGUGACACUGGAGCCACGACUUCAUUUACCCAUGUACAAAUUUCUCAAGAACCUCUCUUUCCUAGAGGUCUGUUACACCAGCACAAUUGUACCCAAGAUGCUGGCCAAUCUACUGGCAGAGAGGAAAAGCAUCUCUUUCUCAGGGUGCAUGGCACAGCUUUUCUACUUCAUUACCCUGGGAGCCACUGAGUGCUACCUCUUGGCAGCAAUGGCAUAUGACCGAUACCUUGCAGUCUGUGAACCCCUGCACUAUAUUGUGACUAUGACUGCUGAGUCUUAUACUCGUAUGGCUGUGGGCUCCUGGAUCACUGGUGUCUUCACUGGUUUUCUCCCCUGUCUGAUGGUCUCCAGAUUGCACUUCUGCAGUUGCAACCUCAUUGAUCAUUUCUUCUGUGAUAUCUCUCCACUGUUGAAGCUCUCAUGCUCAGACACCACUGUAACAGAAGCUGUCAUCUUCAUCCUCUCUCUCCUGGUCCUUUCCAGCUGCUUUCUGUUGAUUCUUGUCUCAUACCUACUUAUAAUCCUCAGUAUCCUAAAGAUUCCCUCUACUUCUGGAAAAAGAAUGACUUUCUCCACCUGUAGCUCACACCUCAUGGUUGUGACUAUAUACUAUGGUACAAUGAUUUCCAUGUAUGUCCGUCCCUCCUACCGCCUAUCCUCAGAGCUCAGCAAGGCUGUAUCUGUGCUCUACACAGUGGUGACACCCCUUCUGAAUCCAGUCAUCUAUGGUUUGAGAAACAAAGGAUUCAAGGAGGCAUUGGAAAAAAUAGUCAUCAGACACCAUCGUCUUCGUGCUUUGUAAGAUGGGGAGAGUUCAACUCUGACUCUUGUUAUCCAGUUAAAAUUAUCCUAUGAACCUACAAUUUGUUAAUUUCUGUGUCUUUGUUAUAUUCUGAUUACAGUGCAGGUUGUUAUCUCAAUAACACAUUACAGUAACAGUUUCUGCUUUUUUUAUAAUGAAUAAUUCAAGCCAGUUAUUACUGUUAACCAAAAUAACUCCUGGCAUAUUCUCAUGCUUUACUUUCCUCUUUUUCUUUUUCCUUUCUCCCUCUCUA
This is a messenger RNA of Anas platyrhynchos (mallard), 3100 nucleotides long. RefSeq names its product olfactory receptor 11L1. Gene Ontology annotation, molecular function: G protein-coupled receptor activity; olfactory receptor activity. Gene Ontology annotation, biological process: G protein-coupled receptor signaling pathway. The record is from RefSeq and is a predicted model, not a curated record. Gene Ontology annotation, cellular component: membrane. NCBI's taxonomy places the organism in Eukaryota, Metazoa, Chordata, Aves, Anseriformes, Anatidae.